ACACCUCUUUCAGUACCCUUUGCUACACCUGUUUCAGUAUCCUCACAAACCUUCCUGGCUCUUGACUCCUGCCAGCAGCUGCACAAGGCGGCUGCGGAGAAACAGAGACAGCAAACCAGCGGAAAUCCGACCGCCUCGCUUUCACACGGAGCGCGAACACGAGAGGCGGACAGCGGCGACCCGGGGCGGGCUGCGGGACCGCCGGGGAGCGCACAGCUUCGAAGAGUAGAUGGGAACUGCUCAAAACAACAGCCACCUCAGAAACCCUCAUGCAGUUGAGAUUGAUCUGUGUAACAAGGACAUGAUGGCGGACACAUUUGAUCAUAGUGUCAUUUCUGUUGGAGAAGAGGAAGAAGCCAGUUUCCAACGAUCCCUUCCAACACGAGAUUCCAUCCGAUCCCCUCGAGGCUCUGUUGUGAGUUUCCAUAACAUCCAGUAUUCCGUUAAGCAGUCCAGUGGAUUCCUAUGUAGACGGAAGACUGUGGAAAAGAAGAUCCUUCAUAAUGUUUAUGGCAUUAUGAAGCCAGGCUUGAAUGCUAUCCUGGGGCCAACAGGGAGUGGCAAAUCUUCUCUGCUAGAUGUGCUGGCUGCCAGAAAGGACCCAGCAGGCCUGUCUGGAGAAGUGCUCAUAGAUGGCAUCCCACAACCUCCAAACUUCAAGUGUAUCUCAGGAUAUGUUGUGCAGGAUGAUGUUGUUAUGGGCACAAUGACAGUGAGGGAGAACCUGCACUUCUCUGCUGCCCUGCGGCUCCCCAGCUCCAUCAGCUUUCAAGAGAAGGAAGAACGAGUCACACAGAUAAUUGGCGAGCUGGGAUUAAGCAAAGUGGCUGAUGCUAAGGUGGGAACUGAGCUGAUCCGUGGAGUGUCUGGAGGGGAACGGAAAAGAACCAACAUCGGGAUGGAGCUCAUCACAGAGCCACCAGUGCUUUUUCUGGAUGAGCCAACAACAGGCCUUGAUGCCAGCACAGCCAAUGCUGUCCUCAUCCUGUUGAAGAAGCUCUCUAGAAGAGGCCGAACAAUCAUAUUUUCCAUCCAUCAGCCCCGCUAUUCCAUAUUCAAGCUGUUUGACAGUCUGACAUUACUAGCUUUGGGUAAAGUGCUGUACCACGGUCCUGCAAAACAGGCCCUGGAGUAUUUUAGUUCUAUUGGAUAUGAAUGUGAACCAUUUAACAACCCAGCUGACUUCUUCCUUGAUAUCAUAAAUGGUGAUUCAACUGCUGUGGCAGCAAGCAAGGAAGAUCACAAACCUGCAGACACAGGGAAAGGAGUGAGCAAUGAAAAUGGAGGAAUAGAAGAGAAUGUAUCCAUCAGUGUGGUAGAUACACUACACCAGAAGUAUCUCAACUCCAGCCUGUAUGAGAGCACAAAGGAAGCACUGGGGAAAGUGGAGAUUAAACAGGAAAGAAAGAAGAAAGUAUCUAAAAAGGGGCAUGAGAUUACCUAUGCAAAUGGAUUCUUUACACAGCUGUAUUGGGUGUCCAAGCGUUCCCUGAAAAACCUCAUUAGGAACCCACAAGCCUCAAUUGCACAGAUUGCAGUGACUGUAAUUCUAGCCUUGGUUGUGGGAGCCAUUUUUUUUGGAGUAAAAUUGGAUGAAAGUGGCAUUCAGAAUCGGGUUGGAUCCUUGUUUUUUGUCACCACAAACCAGUGUUUUUCCAGUGUCUCUGCAAUUGAGCUGUUCAUCAGAGAUAAAAAACUAUUUGUCCAUCAGUACACCAGUGGAUAUUAUCGUGUCUCUGCCUACUUCCUGGCUUUGAUGUUAGGAGAUCUACUGCCCAUGAGAACUGCUCCAGCCAUCAUAUUCUCGUGCAUCACUUACUGGAUGAUUGGAUUUCAAGCUGUAGCAGGCAGAUUCUUCUUCUUCAUGCUGGCCCUGGUAAUGGUGUCCUAUACUGCUACAGCCAUGUCUCUGGCUAUCAGUGCUGGGAUGGAAGUGGUUGCUGUGGCCAAUCUGCUCAUCACUAUUUGUUUUGUCCUGAUGCUUAUCUUUUCUGGCCUCCUUGUAAACCUCCCUUCUGUAAUGGGCUGGCUUAAUUGGCUCAAGUACUUCAGCAUCCCUCGAUACGGCCUUACUGCUCUUCAAGUGAAUGAGUUUAGAGAUCUCUACUUCUGUGGUGACAAUUCAAAUGUUACAGUGUCUGUGGGAAAUGCAAGCACUUGUCCACCAGUUACUUCAGGAGCAAGGUGCUCUGGUGAAGAUUACCUGAUCAGCCAAGGAAUCGCACCUACUAACAUGGCAAUGUGGGAAAACAUAAUAGCUCUUUUAUGCAUGACUGUUAUUUUCCUUCUCAUUGCCUAUCUCAAACUCCGGUUUAUGAGAAAGUUCACAUAAAUUCCUGCAUUGCCUUUCUUCACAGCUUCUCAGGUCUUAAAACUACAAAGCUUAUUAGAGCCUUCUGGAUGUGGCCAAAGAUUUCAACUGACUUUACUGGACUUAAGAUGGGAAUCUUGCCCCAUUGUUUCUGGAGAAUGAUCUCCAUAUGAUUAUAUGAUUUUGUUUGUUAAGAAGAAAUGUAUUACUGUAAGAUUC
This is a messenger RNA of Centrocercus urophasianus (Greater sage-grouse), 2530 nucleotides long. It is a transcript of the gene ABCG2, whose product is annotated as ATP binding cassette subfamily G member 2 (Junior blood group). The record is from RefSeq and is a predicted model, not a curated record. NCBI's taxonomy places the organism in Eukaryota, Metazoa, Chordata, Aves, Galliformes, Phasianidae. Gene Ontology annotation, molecular function: ATP hydrolysis activity; ABC-type transporter activity; ATP binding. The transcript is spliced from 17 exons. The coding region runs from base 230 to 2332 and encodes 700 amino acids. Gene Ontology annotation, cellular component: plasma membrane.